CCCGGACUGCAUAACGACUUCGGAGGCCGUGGUUUAGUUGUGCGCUGCAAUCGGCUGCGGUGUGCUUCCUCGGGCGACGCCACGUUGGUGGAUGAGGCAGAGAACUGGCGGGACUUGGCAGGAUUUGCGGGUGUGCGAUGACGCGACGGACGACUACUUCCGGGAAAAGCUCCGCAUGUCCAGGAGAAUGUUCAUGGAGAUCACCGAAGGCUGUGCGCCUCAUUUGCAACGACAGGUCACGUUUUACAGGGAGCCACUUCAGCCGGAGCAGAUCGUCGCCUACGCGCUGUAUAGGUGGGCAACAGGAGAGUCAUACGACAAUAGCACAUCAUCGUUCCGCAUGGGCAGGGGAUCCGGAGUUCGAGCCAUGCGCGAUGUGACAACUGCUAUGUUGAGGGUGUACGGGGACAAGAUAUCGUGGGCGACGGGGGUGCGGAAACACGUGGUGCUAGGGGCGUUUCUGGACAAGGGCUUUUCCAACAGCCAUGGCGCAGUUGACUGCACACACAUCUACGUGGGCAAACCGGCGAACGCGCCGAGCGAGAACUACUUCGACCGCAAGCACUGUUUCUCCGUCAUUGCGCAGGUGGUAGUGGACCUGGAUCUGCGCGUGCUUGACGUGUUCGUUGGCUAUCCGGGCAGCUGCCACGACAUUUGGGUGAUCCAUCUGUCAAGUCUGUCGAGGCACGCGGAAGAGGGAACGAUGUUUCGUGGACCGCCUGUCAUGCUGCCGGGAGGUGUGAGGACGAACGGAUACAUUUUGGGCGACAACGGGUAUCCUCCUUCUGAAUGGACAGUGGUGCCAUACGAAGGAAUCAAUCAGCACCCAGACGAGGAAAGUUUUGACACGAAAGAGAAGGUCGCAAGAGGGGCUGUGGAGAGGGCGUUCGGGAGGUUGAAGGGGAUGUGGAGGCUCUCUCUGCGGUCGCACAAGACGAACCUCUCUACCGCAGCAGUUCACGGUCGUCUACAUUCUCCACAACAUCCUGCUCGAUGCGGGUAUCGAGUUUGACGAGAAUUUGUUGCGGGAGGUCGACGAGAAGGGGGUAAACGCCGAGUGGACCUGGGGAUUGAUCGUCCCCCGCAGCCAGUGACGAUGUUGACUUCGACGCACGCCACACACACGCUCCGCAAUGCGCUGGCGAAGCGAAUGAAACACAUGUGAUCCU
Molecule: messenger RNA, 1169 nt
Organism: Chara braunii
Lineage: Eukaryota; Viridiplantae; Streptophyta; Charophyceae; Charales; Characeae
Source: the annotation of a GenBank genome assembly